GUGUGGACUAAAGAUGGGGGAGCAAAGUGGUUGGCUGGGGGCUAAAAGAGGAGAUUGGGUGGCCAUCUUGGAUUCCCAGACCCAGAUGAGUGCAACCAAAGGCCCAGGGGACGACAUCACUGAGCUGGCCAGGACCAGAGGCAACAUAGUGGAGGUCAGUGGAUGGGACAGCGUCCUCAACUCUGGGAUGGGGAACAACACUGUUAAUCACAACCAGAAACAGACAGUCGAACACAAAACAACAACCGAACGUAAUCUCCAUGACAACAGACUGGCUGAGACCAGGGCGAGGCGUAGAUUUGGUCUGCGGGGACGGGGAGGUGUCCAUAUGCGGCAGGAGAGAACAGUCAUAGACUCGGCUAGCGAUGCUCCGUCCUGCUCCUAUAGUUGUGAUUCAGAGAGACUGAUGGCGCCUCAGUUUAACCCAACAACAGGUGCUGCCUUCAGCCUGCCUUCUAUAGGAUCUAUCAACUGGAACAUGGACCCUGUGACAACACAGACACUUCCUGGCCGUCCUCCUCACACUCUCCUAAUGUUAAACCAGACCUCUGACAAUGCCAGUGCCUCAACACUAAAUGGCUACACAAGACCAUUGACAAAUGACAGUAGUAGUAGUAAUGCUGUAAGCAGAUCCGGUGGCAAAGAGAAGCGCUUCCCAUGUUCGUUCUGUGGGAAAGCCUUCAGUUUCCCUAAACAGGUGGAGAUCCACCAGAGGAUGCACACGGGGGAGAAACCAUUCAGCUGCCACCUUUGCCAGGCUAGUUUCUCCCACUCCUCCAACCUGAAUAGGCACCAGAGGGUCCACACAGGGGUGAAACCCUUCAGCUGUACCCAGUGUCACAUGUGCUUCACCCAGGCUGGUCACAUGAAGAGGCACCAGAGGGUCCACACAGGGGAGAAACCCUUCAGCUGCCCCCAGUGUGAAAGGAAGUUCUCCCGCCAGAACCAGCUGAAGAUGCACCUGAAGGUCCACACGGGAUAGAGGCCUCCUACGCACUGCAGGAAGAGGUUCUCAGAGAGGAGCUACCUUAGGAUACACCAGCUGAAAAACCAUUCCACUCUUUAACAUAAAAGUAAUCAGUCCACUCGAUAGCUUCUGACUUUUAGAUCAAAUCCUACAUUAAAGACAACAAUUCAUUUUAAUUGUAGUCAGCAGAAAAGAUCCACAGUUGCAUUUGGAAUAGCGAGAGUAACAGAUUUCAGUGUUGAAUAUUUAUGGGUAGAAUAUUGCAUCGAGACAAUGUGACAUAUAAGGCAUUUAAGCAAUUCAAAAACGUUCCAUUAUAAAUCUCAAUCUGGGUCAGGUGGGCAUCAUUUGAAAGCGUAUUAUAUUUUCAACAUGACUUGCUAUGUUCUAAAAUACGGUCUUAGUGUUAGGCUUUGACAAGGCAUUUUAGACAAACAGAUCGCAUUUUGGUGCGCAUAGAAUGGAGUCGCAUUCAGGUGCGUGUUCCGCUUCUAAUUUUCUUCACAAUAUGACAAACAUGCUCAUUCUGUUCAGGACAACCAUGGGUGUGACGCAUGACAUCCUUGUCACUGUAUGGCGGUCUUCGGCAUCUGCGGCGGAAGGUGGCCGAGCUACAGUGGUGUUUGUCAGGCUAUGAGACAGCCCGAAAAUCGGAUGUCUCACAAAAACGUCUGUAGCGUCCGAACGGUUUGGCGUACAAAACUAAUAUUACCACUCUAUGGCAAGAUGGGGCUCUCUCAAACACGAUGUUCUCAGUUUUUGCUCUACGACCCCCAUAAGUGUCACAGGUAACCGGUGCCGAUUUAAAACAAUGAAUGGAAGUAUGGAGGUAGUUUUGUGCCUACCCAAAAAAAGAAGAAUACACUAAGAUCAUAUUUUCGAAAUUAGUUAGUCAUGUUGGAAAUAGAAUAAGCUUUACAAUGAUGCCCACCUGACCCAGACUGAGAUUUAUAAUGGAACAUUUUGCAUUGCUUAAACAGCAAUAGUAAUUGUGUUACGGUGGGAAUACAGGGCUGUGUAAAAUUAAAAUAAAGUGUGCUUGCUUCAGUUCCUCAACUUUGAAGCUAGGAGAGCUCAAAAAGCAGCUUAUAUUUGAAGGUUCUUUCCUUGAAUCAUAAAAGUCCAUUGAAAUGAUGUGGGAACUGCACAGUUUGGAGAGGUGUGUGGCAGUUUAGACCUCUCACUUAAACCCUUGUCAUUUUUGUUGUCUUAACUUGCAACUACCCCACAUUUUCCAAGAAAAUUAUUUUCAUGUUACUGAAUGCAUCCAGAGUAUUUUGAGAUAUCGUUAUCAACAAAUGCGGCAAAAUCCAGUAAAAGUAAAAUGCACAUAAAAUCAAGCGUUAUGUUUGGAUUCAGAUGAACUGUUGUGUCCUCACCUUUGGAGAUUAUGGGGAAAUGAUCAGACAAGUGGGGCGCCAGGUAGCCUAGUGGUUAGAGCGUUGGGCCAUUAACCGAAAGGUUGCUAAUUCGAAUCCCCAAGCUGACAAAUUAAAAAUCUGUCGUUCUGCCCCUGAGCAAGGCAGUUAAGCCACUGUUCCUUGGCCAUCAUUGUAAAUAAGUAAAAUAAUAAUUGACUUGCCGAGUUAAGUAAAUGAAGUGUCCUUUUUGAACUGUUACCAUGGUAAUGCAUAUACUUUUUAUAUUUCUUCUGUAGGAAACAUUUCAAUAUGGCCCUUUCCAUAUAGGCCAAUGUCCACGAGUGUAAAGGUUUAAUGAGAAAGGAAUGCACUUAAUCAAGUUCAUGACGAUUUAUUUGUUGACACGUGUGUAUGUGUGGUUUUCUUAUGGUGUAUUUAAAACUUGUUUAUGUUCAAUAAACACAAAAAUGGGACUUUUCAUUCCAAGACUUUCA
Molecule: messenger RNA, 2822 nt
Organism: Salmo salar (Atlantic salmon)
Lineage: Eukaryota; Metazoa; Chordata; Actinopteri; Salmoniformes; Salmonidae
Source: RefSeq, a predicted model, not a curated record